AAUCUCCUAUGCCUCUCGGCCGUCCGUCAGCUCAUUGUUGGCACGAUAGGUCUCGUGAAGCCUGUUUUGUUUUCAUUGUAGUAAUCGUAACUGGCUCCGUCAGAGUGCACCACGGCUGUGACCCCGAUGUGGCCUUUCGUCCAUCCUCCCCUUUCGCAGGCGUGGGAGCGCCGCUGUCAGUCAGCUUACUUUAUUGACCUCCCCCGCGGUGGCCCGUGCUGGGCUGGGCUGGGCGCCGGCGCCCGCUCCCCGCACGUGACCUCCCCUCCGUCCACAGAAUGAGCUCGCCCAUUUUCGGCGUGCGAAUCGAUUCAGCUGGGACGGGAGCCGCGCGAGCGAGAAAAAACCGCGCGGGUGUGUGGAUCUGGGGCUGCGGUGCGGGGGUGUCGGGUGGGCUGCUCGUGCUGGGACACUGCGAGAUGAGAGGUUUUCUGGGAGAUAUACGACAUUCGGAGGUGCGGUGCUGUGUGUGAGCGCGUUAGCGGAGCGUGCGGAGUUGGGGCGCCCGGCCAGCACCGAGGACGUGCGGCUGGUGUUGAGGAAGGAAUGGGAGAUGCAGAUGCCGCCACAGAGCCUUCGGCAGGGGAGAGCCAGCAGCCUGAAGAGGAGCGGCCGGCCGGCUCGGACGCGGCCGCGCACGCCCGCCUCCAGCCGGACCCCGCCGCCGGUUCCGGCGCACAGGCCGAUUUCUACGGCGCUCAGGCCGACUACGGCCCGGCCGGCGGCGCCUACGACGGCGGCGUGAUGGCCGGCUACGGCGGGCCGCCGUACCGGCUGGGCGGCGAGUACCCGGCGGCGGGGCCCGGCACCGGGCCCGGGCCCGGCCCAGGUCCCGGCCCCGGCCCCGGUCCGGGACCCUACAACGGCCAGCCGGCGCCGGACGGCACCUACCCCAAACAGAUGCACGAGGACCCGUACAGCUUCGUGGACGACUUCUCGGAGUCGACGGCGGGCAGCGCUCCUAGCUCCGAGCCCGGCGGUGCGCCCGGCCCGCCGCUGCUGCCCUUCCAGUUCCCCAAGAAACGCGGUCGCAAACCUAAGAAAUUGCUGGAGGCCAUGGCGGCCGCCGGCAUGGAGGUGCCCAAGUACAAGACGCCGGUGCGCUCGACAGACCCGAAUCGGCCGCGUAAGAAGCAGGACCGCUUCAAUGGCCUGUCGCCGGAGGAGCUCUCCAAGCUGACGCUACCCGAUCACCUGGCGCCCGGCCUCGACAUCGUAUUCAUCGGCAUCAACCCGGGCCUGUUCGCCGCGUUCAAGGGGCACCACUACGCCGGACCAGGAAACCAUUUCUGGAAGUGUGUGUAUCUGGCUGGGUUGAUUCCGGAACCUCUGGGCGCUGAGGACGAUUUUAAGCUGAUUGAGCUGAAGAUCGGCUUCACAAACAUUGUCUCUCGGACAACCAAGGGAAGCCAAGAUCUGACGCGGAAAGAGAUUAAGGAGGGGGGAAAAGUUCUUUUGCAGAAAUUGCAAAUGUUCCAACCGAAAAUAGCAGUGUUUAACGGCAAGGGCAUUUUCGAGAUAUUUUCCGGUAAAAAGGAAUUUAUGUUCGGAAAGCAACCAGAGAAGAUUGAAGGCACCCAAACGAAUAUCUGGGUGAUGCCGUCGUCCAGCGCCCGCUGCGCUCAGCUGCCGCGCGCCCUCGACAAGGUGCCCUUCUACUCGGCGCUGAAAAAGUUCCGCGACUACCUGAACGGCGAGAUCUCCGAGCUGGACGACUCGGAGAUCACGUUUGAGCCGCCCAAACCGCACCUGCAGCGGCGCGAGAAGGCGGCAGCGGCGGCGGCGGCAGCGGGGACGGCCGACGGCGCACCGCCGCCGGCGCCGCCCCCGCCCGGCGAGCCGGCCGCCGAGGGACUCACUGUGCCCAUCAAGAAGAAGCGCGGCCGGCCGCGGAAGAUCCGGCUCGACGAGAACGGUGUGCCGCUGCAGACGCCCGUCAAGGAGCGAAAGCCGGCGGCUGCGCGCGCCGCCGCUGACCCCGACGGUCAGAAGAAGCGCGGCCGGCCCAAAAAGCCCAAACUGGACAGCGGCGGUGGCGCGGCGCCGGCGCCGGCCGCGCCGCCGAACGGUGCACUGCCCUCCAUGUACGACAUGACGGGCGGAGAGCAGGUGAACCCGGCGCUCGGAGGGAUGAACAUGAACGGCCUCACAUCGGCAGGGUACGCGCCGGGCUUCAGACACGAAUCCUUCUCGCCGCCCUAUGGCAUGAUGUCGCAUCAACAGCAGCAGCAGGAGCAACAAGAACAGCAGCAACAUCAACAGCAGCAACAACACCAGCAGCAGCAGCAGCAGCAACAGCAUCCACAACAUCCACAUCAGCAACAGCACCCACAGCAGCAGCAUCAGCAGCAACAGCAACAGGGGCCGUACCAGCACCCGGGUAUGACCCCGCUGCCCGGAAUGGCGGACGACGGGAGUGGCAGCGGCGGCAGGAACAGCGGCGGCGGCCACUACUCGGGCGACCAGACGCCCAUGUUCCCGCCGUACGGCCGGCCCGGUAUGCAGCAGUCGCCACCCGUGGCGUACUCGCAGAGCCCGGCCGGCGGCGGCGGCGGCGGCGGGGGCGGACACUACGGACAGUCGCCGGCGGCGGGCGGUCAGUUCGGCCAGUCGCCGGCGGCAGCUGCCGGACAGUUCGGUCAGUCCCCGGCGGCCGCUCAGUACAACCAGUCGCCGGCGACGGGACAAUAUGGGCAGUCUCCGGCGGCUGGGCAGUACGGACAAUCCCCCGCCGCGGGACAGUACAGUCAAUCCCCCGCCGCCGGACAGUACUGCCAGUCCCCGGCCGCCGGGCAGUACGGCCAGUCGCCGUCGGCCAGCUCCGCCUACCGGCAGUCGCCCGGCGUCCACAGCACCGCCAACCCCGGCUCGCCCAGCUACAAGAAGGGCUCGUCGUUCUCGGCGGACGCCGGCUCCGACGAGCCCAGCCUCUGCCUGACGCCGCCGCCGCCGUCGUCGCCGUCGCUCGGCCAGCCCGACUUCGAGGCGCCGGCCUCGAUGCUGGCGUCGGACGGCGCGGACGGCGGCGCCGGCGGUCUGCUUUCCGCCAAGGAGGACGCUGGUGACCUGGGGCCCGGCUCGGUCAGCAUGGCCGGCAGCCAGCCGAGCUUCUCCAACCCGACCACGCCGGCCGACGGACCGGCCUCGGUCGGGUUCCCGGGCGGUGGGGGAGGCGGCGGCGCGCAGCAGUCGCCCGCGCACUACUCGUACCCGGCCAGCUCGCAGUCGGCUCCGAUAGACUUCUCUCAGCAGCAGCAGCCGGCCGGCGGCGAGUACGGCGCCAAGUCGGACCUGGCCACCAAGUCGCUCUCCGACCUGGAGUCGCUGGUGGACCAGAUCCCCAGCCUGAGCAGCGGCGCGGAGGGCGGCGGCCUGCUGGCGGGCGCCGCGCACCCGGCGCACCCGGCGCCGCUGCGGCCUACCCCCGAGCACGCCGCGGCGCCGCCGCCGGCCGCGCUGGCCGACCCGUACAGCCCGCAGCCGGGCCGGCCCGGCUCGGCCUACUCCAGCCCGGGCGGCCAGUACGCGGCCGGCACCAGCUACGCCGGCUCGUACGCCACCGGCUACGAGCGGGCCGGCGCGCUGUCUGCCAGCUACAGCGGCGCGCAGCCGUACGCGGCCGCCGGCCCCACCUACCCCAGUACAAACUUCUCGGUCAUGUCACUGGCCAACAGCAGCGUAUCGUCGGCGCCGUCUGUGGCGGCGAGCGCCGGCGGCGGCGACUCGUCGCUCUUCUCCGUCUCCAGCCUGACCGCGUCGCCGUACAACGCCGCGCUGGCCGCCGCCGGCAACGGCAUGGCCAUGGGCAUGGCCGGCGGCGGCAUGGGCGGCUUCUCGGCCAUGGGCAACAUGGCCGGCGGCAUGUACGGUCCGUACGGCGCCUACGGCUCGUCGGCGGCGUACGGCUCGGCCGGCGCCGGGUUCCCGUACUCUGCGGCGGCCGGGUUCCACAUGCCGGCGCCGCGGUUCGCCUACCCGAGUCCGUACGGCGCGCCGGCCGCCUACCACCAGGGCUACUCACAGCAGGCAGUGCUGGAGCGGUUGAAACAGGAACACAUGGACAUGCGGUUCGGCGGCUUCUAGCCGGGCGCGGCGAGCUUCCAGUGCUGUCCGCCAGAGGCGCUGCCGCCCGGCCGGACCGGCCGUCGCCCGCGCGCCGGGUAUCGAUAUUGUGGCUCUAGUCAUUGGUGAACAAACUAAUCUUUUCUUGUCGAGCUCCCUUCUUCUAGUCGAUGG
Molecule: messenger RNA, 4236 nt
Organism: Amphibalanus amphitrite
Lineage: Eukaryota; Metazoa; Arthropoda; Thecostraca; Balanomorpha; Balanidae
Product: trithorax group protein osa-like
Exons: 8
Coding region: 547-4083 (1178 amino acids)
Biological process (GO): base-excision repair, AP site formation
Cellular component (GO): nucleus
Molecular function (GO): mismatch base pair DNA N-glycosylase activity
Source: RefSeq, a predicted model, not a curated record